Messenger RNA from Fusarium sp. VM40, 1500 nucleotides. NCBI's taxonomy places the organism in Eukaryota, Fungi, Ascomycota, Sordariomycetes, Hypocreales, Nectriaceae. The record is from the annotation of a GenBank genome assembly.
AUGCUCGGGCACCACGAUACCAAGGUGGCUCCCAACAUGGAGAACUCAUCCACCGACAAGGUCGACUACGAGAAGACCGUGUCUCUUCACGAGGAUGCCUCGCAGGAGGUAUUCGAUGAAGGUGCCACCAAGCGCCUGCUCCGCAAGAUGGAUGUCAAGCUUCUCCCCUUCUUGGCUCUUCUCUACCUUCUUUCGUUCCUCGAUCGUACCAACAUUGGCAAUGCCAAGUUGGCUGGUCUCGAAGAGUCCCUGGGCAUGACCGGCAAGUGGGAUUACAACAUCGCUGUCGCAGUCUUCUUCCCCUUCUAUGUCGCUGCCGAGAUUCCCUCCAACAUGGCCAUGAAGCGCUUCCGCCCCUCCAUCUGGAUUCCUUCCAUCAUGGUCGCCUGGGCCAUCUGCACCACCCUCAUGGGUAUCACCCACAACUUCGCAGGGUUCCUCGCCAGUCGAAUGGCUCUCGGCCUCGCUGAGGGUGGUCUCUUCCCCGGUAUCACUUACUACAUCACCCUCUGGUACAAGCGUCACGAGUGCGGUCUCCGCAUGGCCAUCUUCUUCUCCGCUGCUACUGCUGCCGGUGCUUUCGGUGGUCUUUUCGCCCGUGGUGUCAUGGAGAUGGACGGUGUUGGUGGCCUUGACGGUUGGGCUUGGAUCUUCAUCAUCGAGGGUCUCCUCACCAUGAUCUUUGCUGUCAUGGCUUUCUUCGUUAUGCACGAUUACCCCGACACCGCCAAGUUCCUCAGCGAUUCUGAGCGCAAGGAGGUUCUUCGCCGCCUCGAAGAGGAUCGUUCCGUCCUCUCUGAUGCCUUCGACAUCAAGUUCGCCAAGGAUGCUCUCAAGGACUGGAAGAUCUGGGUCCACAUGCUCAUCACCAUCGGCAUCUACACCCCUCUCUACUCCAUCUCCAUUUUCCUUCCCACCAUUGUCAAGAGUCUGGGAUACACCGCCGAGGUUGCUCAGCUCAUGACUGUCCCUCCCUACGUCGUAGCCUGUCUCUUCACUAUCGGUGGAGGUUUCGCUGCCGACAAGCACGGACAGCGUGGUCUCUACAUGAUCGGCUUCUGUGUUGUUGCCAUGAUUGGUUUCAUCAUCCUUGCCACUGUCGACUCCCACGGUGCCAAGUACUUUGGUGCUUUCCUCAUCUGCUCCGGUAUCUACCCCAACGUUCCUCAGGGUGUCGCCUGGAACGGCAACAACAUUGGUGGUUCCCUCAAGCGAGGUGUUGGUAUCGCCAUGCACGUUGGCUUUGGUAACCUGGGUGGUGCUGUCUCUGGCUUUGUCUACCGCAAGGAUGAUGCCCCCAACUACCGCAGCGGCCACUGGACUCUUGUCGGUACCACCGCCAUGAGCUGCGCUCUCAGCAUCUGCAUGACCCUUUACCUCCGCCGCGAGAACGCCCGCCGUGACCAGACUCACAAGGCUCCUCAUGAGUACACCCGCGCCGAGAAGGAGUUGGAGCAGAACUCUGGCGAUAACGCCACCUUCUUCCGAUACACCGUAUAA